UAUUUACCUUUAGAAAAAAUUGUGAUCCCGCUAUAAGUUAAUUACAACAUUUUAUUGUAAAAUUAUUUACAAAAUUUUUAAUUAAUUUGAUAAAUAUGACGAGCUCAGUGACUACAAAUCCAUCAACUUUAUUGCCAUUAGAAUUGGUUGAUAAAUGUAUCGGUUCAAGAAUUCAUAUAAUCAUGAAAAAUGAUAAAGAAAUUGUCGGCACUUUACAAGGCUUUGAUGAUUUUGUCAACAUGCUUCUAGAAGAUGUUACAGAAAGUGAAGCAACCCCAGAAGGUCGUAGAGUAACAAAACUUGAUCAAAUUCUCCUCAAUGGAAGCAAUAUUACAAUGUUAGUCCCUGGAGGAGAAAUGCCAGAAACAUAAACAAAAACAUUUCUGUUUACUAUAAAUUUAUUAACUCAAUUGAAAAAUAAUAUUUUCAAGAUUCGGCCUCGCAAUAGCAUUAUCGGACCACAUUUGCUGAUAUAGAUUUUUAUAAUGACCAUGACAUUCAUCAUCAAUAUCAUUAUCGGCAGGCCUUACUCCUUUCCCAGUAAGAUAUAGUAUAGUAUGAGAAUGAUCAUUCAGAAAAGGAAGUUUUCUUGAUAACAUUUGCCAUGCUAUUAUUCCCAAAGAAUAAAUAUCUGAUUCAACCAUCGGAGUACAACCUUUUAUAACUUCUGGCGCUACAUAUCCUGGUGUUCCCUAAUUAAAAAUAAAUAAAUAAAUUGAUUUAUUUUAAGAUUUUUAGUCGUCAAUUAUAUAAUUAUUGUAAUGACUUACGCGAAAACUAAUAGGUUUUAUUGAUUUACCUAUAAUAAUAGAACUUCCAAAGUCUGAAAGUUUAGGAUGACCAUCAGAUGUUAUUAAAAUAUUUUUUGGUUUAACAUCAGCAUGAACAAUACCUGCAUUGUGGCAAAAUUCCAAAGCAGAAGCUAUUGCUUUCCACAUUUCAAUUCUUUCAAUUCUAGUUAAUAUAACAUUAUCUAAUUUAUCUUGUAAUGACAUGUCACAAAGUUCCAUAGUAAUUAAUGACCAAAUAGAACCUUGUUCUAUGCUAAUAAUUUUAAUAAUAUUAGGAUGUUGUAAAAAAGAUGCGAGUUUUUCUGCUUCUACUUGAGCAUCGUGGAUAUUUUUUCGCUUUACUAUUUUAACAGCUACUUGAUUACCUUACAAAAAUAUAUCAAAUUAUUUAUUAAUUAUUAUAAAUAAUAAUUAAUAUUUUAUACCUUUAUAUAACGCUUUAUAAACUAUUCCAAAACCACCGCAACCAAGUAAAACUUUUUUUUCAUUCGGUAAAUUAUCAUUUAUUAUUUUUUUGCGAUUUGGUGUGUCUAUACUAAAAGGUAAAAUUCUAUUUUUUUUAUAUAUUUUUUCAUGAUUAUUUUUACUCAGACUUGGAGAAGUUUUUUCUAAUUUUCUUGGACUUGAAAAAUUUAUAUGAUUAAUUAUAAUAUUUUUAUGUUAUGAAUAUAUAUGUUCAAUUUAAUUAUAUAUUUACCUGGGACUGAAUAAAUUUCUUACAAGAUGUGGUGAUAAAUUACGAUGACUUAAAGUUGAAAUCGCAAGACGUGGUGAUGCCAUUUUGGUUUUAAAACAAUACGCUCUAUUUAUUAUAAUAUAUAAUACUAAAUAUUUUAAAUGAAACAGUCCUUAUCUGCUUACAUUUGACAAUUGAGGAACUCACGCCAUUAUUUAAGAUAUAAAUGUAUAAAUAGUAUUAGGUAGUAGGUAUAUAAUCACAAUCAACAAAUGACAGCAUACAUUUUAUAGGACAUUAAAAUAUUUAUUUUUUCUUCUAUUUUAAGGCAUAGUUCUUCUAGGUAUUACUGUAAUACUGAUUAUUUAUUUAUUUACAAUAAUAUUUUAAAACGUUAAUUUAACAAUUCAAAGUAACAUUUAUCUUAUAGAAUAUUUUAAAUCUAUCAUUAAUAUUAACGAGUUACAAUGUUAUAGGUAUUUAAAAUUUUUUUUUUUUUUCAAACAAUACAAUUCUGUAUCAUUUCAAUUGUAUAGAUGUAAUUUGAUAAAUUUAUUUUCAACAUUCUUUAUAGGCUAAUAUUUUUUUUUUCAUAUUUUAAGUACGUUAAGAAAUUCAAUACGUGUAAAACUUUAGUCUUGCGGCUGUGGUUAAGCAUCAACAUUUAAUUAGUACCCUCUCUUGUCCAUGUUUAUUUACUUAAAGAUUUUAAAAUACACAGAGCUGUAGAGUCAUAAAAUAUGAAUUACAAUUACUGAAUAAUUGUAAGAAUUUUUGAAAAUAAUAGUAAUAAUUCAUAAUUAAAAAAAAAAAUUAAUAGAUGUUAUGAAUAAUUAUAAUAAGCCAUAAGGCUCUACAGUCUUACUCGCAUUGAAUUAAUAAAAGACAAACAUUAAAAUAACACGUGUAAACCGAUACCGAUAAAUCCAUUGCAUUAUAAAAAUAUCUUAUUAAUCAACAAUUUAUAAAAUUUAUUGUUGAUUAAUAAACCACUCGAAC
Molecule: messenger RNA, 2466 nt
Organism: Microplitis mediator
Lineage: Eukaryota; Metazoa; Arthropoda; Insecta; Hymenoptera; Braconidae
Product: U6 snRNA-associated Sm-like protein LSm5
Exons: 4
Coding region: 96-371 (91 amino acids)
Biological process (GO): mRNA splicing, via spliceosome
Cellular component (GO): U4/U6 x U5 tri-snRNP complex; U6 snRNP; Lsm1-7-Pat1 complex
Molecular function (GO): RNA binding
Source: RefSeq, a predicted model, not a curated record